GGCAACAGAGGAGGAGUUUGCACUUCGACCCGUGACCACAUCGGCGGAAAUGAGGAACUAGGAAGUCGACUUCAGGGCUGAUGUGGAAUACCACACACACAUUUGUUUAAGAUGAAUUAGUGUCGCUUACAGCAACUUAUUCAUUUUCAUUCACCACAGAUACCGAUUGGCAUAAGCGGUCAUCCCACAUGCAGUGGCGACGCUAGCUUGUUCGAGAAAGAUGCUUCAGAGGUGACCUAAAUUGGAGUGGGGUGAAUGUGUGGGGUGUUUGCCGAGAGUAACUUUUGAUUUUUAUGUACUCUUGGUCACUCAUUUCCUGUGAUUAGAAGCUAAACAAAAUGCCUCGGCCAAAUUGACGUAAGACAAAAUCCAUAAUUUUACACUUGAAGUCAUCAUGUCAUUGGGCGAACAGUCACAGAAGUGGUUUCCAACUCACGUCCAAACCACUGUUCUUCAAGCCACAGACCUGCAACCAAAGGGCAAGAAUGGCACCAACGAUGCCUACACCAUCAUCCAGCUGGGCAAAGAAAAGUACUCCACAUCAGUGUCGGAGAAGACCCUCAGCCCGGUGUGGAGGGAAGAGGCUUCAUUUGAACUGCCAGGGCUGCUGAUGGAGAGCAAUCCAGAGGUGUAUGAGCUGUGCCUCACAGUCAUGCACAGGUCCCUGGUUGGAUUGGAUAAAUUUCUGGGCCAAAAAAUCAUCAACUUAAAUGAGAUAUUUGACAACAAGGAACGGAGGAAAACUGACUGGUACACGCUAGACUCACGGCCAGGUAAGAAGAGGAAAGACCGAGGCAAGAUUCAAGUUAGCAUUCAGUUCGUGCGGAACAACAUGACCGCCAGCAUGUUCGAUUUGUCUAUGCGAGACAAACCCAGAUCACCGUUCUCCAAGCUCAAGGAAAAGAUGAAGGGUCGCAAGCACAACGGUGCCUUUUCAGACACAUCUUCCGCCAUCCUUCCUCGCUCAGGACAGAGCGAGACUGAUUCUCUGCCAGACCAGCACCCGCACCCUCACCCUCAGGCUGCACCUGAACCCAAGCCAAAACGCUCGCUGCUCACUGGGACGCAGAAACUUUCUUCUGCUCACUCCAUGUCUGAUCUGAUAGGAACUCACUUCAGGCCCAAACUCAACUCCAUGAACUCUAUUGAGGAGAAAGGGGUUGCUGCAUCUCACAGACACUCUCAGAGUGAUGGAUAUGGUUGCCCAACCAGCGACGUUCCAUGUGACCCCUUUUCCGACAUCGGAGACAACAUGCCCCAGAAAUUUGCCACUCUCCCACGCAACCGCAAUCCCUUCGAGGGAGAUCAGGGGAUGCUGUGGGGGGCAGAGAAGAGAGAGAAGAAGGUCGGUCUUCUGGGCAGAGUGACUGGGAAGAAGGAAGGAAAGAAAACGGCCACUGGAAAGCGAACAGGAAGCUCUGGAGACCUGCGAUCUCCAAACCCCUUUACCAGUGAAAGCAACCCUUUCCUCUCACACUACAGAUCCAGUGACAACAUGAGAAAUCCCACUAGUACUGAGGACCUUACACAGAGAUUCAAAACCUCUCCUGAAAAGAAGCACGGCAUGAAUAGUGCAAGAGAGCGUGAGCCUGAACAUCUGCAGACGAAUAUGGCGGCCUACAACAAUCUCUCCUUUGCAGAAGUUGUGCAAGAGCUCAUCAAGCAGAAAGAGGUGGUGAGAAAGAAAGAUGCUCAUAUUCGGGAGCUGGAGGACUACAUUGAUAACCUGCUGGUCAGGGUAAUGGAAGAGACACCCAGCAUCCUGAGAACACCCUAUGAGCCCAAGAGAAAAGCUGGGAAGAUCUCAAAGAAGUAAAGGAUCUCCAAAGCAUGGUAUAACUGUUUUCUGGCAAAAUAUGAAUUGCUUGCAAAAGGACAAUGGAAUGUCAUCUCUGAUAAGCCAAGUGUAUUUGUUCACACACAGACAGAUUUCUUGCCAUAAAGUUACUCUAGGUUUGCAAGAACAACCGGAUAUAUUGUGAAGAAAGAUGGGCACUAAAUGUGGAGAUGCCAAACCCCCUUUUUUAGAUUUUUCCAUUACUUUAUUUAGAUUUUUUUAAAGAAUCUUUUGAGCUGUUGACUAAUACUUUCGAGUAAAACGUUUUUGAAAAUCAGUCAGUAUAACAGAAUUGAGCACUUAAUACUCUCACUGUGUUUUGCGAUGAUCACUGGGGUGGACUGUCCAUAUGAGGCCUUUAAUUUGCUGUGACUGAAUUCACACUUCAAAAGCUGUACCAGAUCAAUUGACCACAAAUGUGUGGUGAAGCAAGGAAACACUUGGAUGGCACCAUGGGACAUAAAGAUGAUUGUUUACUGCAUGUUCUAGCACCGGAGCAUAUUGGGUUCGACAGGGUAACUCUCCUGUCACUUUUGAGUGAUCAGACUCAUGAUAUUGGCAUGUGUUUGGUGCCAUAUUGAUACGUUACAAGACGUCGGUACUGAAAACUUUUGGUACUUUUUUUCAAAGCAUAUGUCUAUAAAAAAAAAUACACUCAGAAUUACACUACCAAUAUUUAUUUUGAGCUUGACUGCAAUGAGCAAAUGUGUAUGUGUGAAUAACACUGUUCACUUUUUAAGUCUAAAAAACAAUCUGCCUGUUAUAUACAGCGAUGACAGAAGUGUAGAAAUGAGCAUCCAGACUCCAAAGGCUUCAUUGUGAAUGUCCUUCAGUUGAUCUGGAAUGUACUGAUGCUGAAUUUCUUUAGUGUACCGCAGGACUGUCAAAAUGUGUGGGCUGCCUACAGUUGACUACACCAAAGGUUUGUUGAUUAAACUUAAGCUAGCCGGUCAGUCAAUCAAGCACAUAAGUAUUAUAUAGCCCCUUUUUAAUUUCUAAUUUUACCAGAGCAAGUCUAGCCCAUGCGUAUUUAAAACCAUAGCAAAUAACUGAUUAAUUUGGCACGUCUGGAUGCCUCACAAUGGAAACAUUUCAGUCGGUUUGAUUCAUUACAAUGUAUAGCAUGUUUUGUGAUGAGCGAUGUAGACAAAAACUAGCUGAAGAACAAUUGUUUACAGAUUGCUUUAUAGAUUCAAGGCAGUACUCUUUGACAUUGUACUGCUUUCCCAAUACUUUUCUUGUAGGACACUUCUUAUAGUGUUGAUUUUUUCUAGUGAGAAAAUUACAUUGGCUAUCAUUCUUGGUAACGCAGCAUAUAUUUUGCACCCUGGGCUGUUACACUGGAGCGUCUGUGUAGUGAAAUACUGUACAGCAGUGGUACAUGUGUGCCCCGCAUACUUAAAAAUGUACAUUUGAGAAAACUAGAACGAUUGUAGUCUGUAAAAUGACCCAUUUUAAUAUGUUAGCCCUUCAUGUGACGAACGAAACAAUUCUUUAGGCCAUAAUAUCCCUUUUUGAUAUUUUUAAGACACAAU
Messenger RNA from Sinocyclocheilus grahami, 3372 nucleotides. Its product is annotated as rab11 family-interacting protein 2. Bases 395 to 1816 code for a protein of 473 amino acids. The transcript is spliced from 6 exons. Gene Ontology annotation, molecular function: small GTPase binding. NCBI's taxonomy places the organism in Eukaryota, Metazoa, Chordata, Actinopteri, Cypriniformes, Cyprinidae. The record is from RefSeq and is a predicted model, not a curated record. Gene Ontology annotation, biological process: regulated exocytosis. Gene Ontology annotation, cellular component: endosome; phagocytic cup.